AUGCGGGAUGGGGAGUCACUAGAGACUAGCGAGCAGAGUCUCCACCGUCAGAACCCCUCCCACGUGGACCCCAUCACAGCCCAUCCAGGCGUCGCCCUGGAGACCAGCUGCUCUCCUGAGGGGCCGGCAGAGGGAGAGUGCUGUAGGAGCUGCACCCCUCCGUCUGCACCACCUCCUCUGCCCUCUAUGCCCACCAUGGGAGUGACCACCUUGGAAGACCUGGAGGUGUGCCAGGAUGGGGAGGACUUCUGCCUGGCCACAGAAGGUUUACACAUGGUGAUUUGUUCCUGUUUCCUGCCCCCAAUCCUCCCAUGCUACCGUGAAAUCUUCCCAGACCCAGUGGAGGUGUAUCUGAGUCCAGAGGGCUCUCCCAAUCACCUGCAGCAGUUUAGUCCCUCUGAGAAGGAGCGGCUUCCCUCCAUCGUGGUGGAACCCACGGACGUGAGCGAAGUGGAGAGUGGCGAGUUACGGUGGCCCCCGGAGGACAUGGACUUCUGUUCUGAGGAGGAUGAAGAUCUGUUCCUGGAGCAGUGUAUCCCCCCGGCCAAUAUUGCAGACUGGGGAGAGGAGGAAGAGACGUCUGUUCUCAACCACGAGCAAAGCACAUCCCUCAUUGACCUCCAGUCAGAUGCGUUCAGGGAUGAAACACCCAUUCUACCACCAAGCAGUUCACCUGCUCUGAACUGA
This is a messenger RNA of Oncorhynchus masou masou (cherry salmon), 687 nucleotides long. RefSeq lists its product as uncharacterized. Gene Ontology annotation, biological process: positive regulation of DNA-templated transcription. The record is from RefSeq and is a predicted model, not a curated record. NCBI's taxonomy places the organism in Eukaryota, Metazoa, Chordata, Actinopteri, Salmoniformes, Salmonidae. Gene Ontology annotation, cellular component: nucleus. The transcript is spliced from 5 exons. The coding region runs from base 1 to 687 and encodes 228 amino acids.